CCCUCGAGGCCGCCGUCUCCCGCUCUUCCGAGAGGCUCCGCUUCCGACAAGCUUUGUGGGGAGCACCGCCUCAUGGCUUGCAAGCCGGAACGUGCGAGCGAGGCGCUGCCCGGGGGCUUGGGCCCGAUCCGUGCCCUGUAUGAGAAGCUGAGCCAGUUCCCUUGCGUAACAUACGCCAGCGUAGGAGUUGGCCAUGCUGGUUGUGGGGGCGCCGCGUGCCUGCCCCUCUACACGGAGUGGUGCCAACCUGACCUAGGGUGCUUUCAGCAGCUGCAGUUCAGUCGUCAGUAUAUCCUGCACCUUGAUGGCAGAGCAGUUGUCUCAGUUACUCCAGUCGGUGUGCCAGCUGAGAUCCGAGACCAACUGCUGAUCAGAAUGUCACCUACUGGGAGGCACAAGGCUGUUCUCACUCACCGCUUGGAAAUGGGGCAGAAACAAGAGGUGCUGGAGGUCUGGAGCAGCAGUGGGAGGGUGAGGUAUGUCAACCUCACAGCGCUGGAUAAGCAUGGCAGAGUAUACACAGACGGACAGUUUGGGUGUUUUGCGUGGUCCAGCUCAGAAAAACAGAUCCUGUAUGUUGCGGAGAGAAGACGCCCGAAAAGGCAACCGCUUUUCCCUCCAGAUAGGUCCCUCAAAGAAGGAGACAAACAAAGUGAAGCAAGAAAGGAGGGGCAGUUUGUGUACAAUGACAACUGGGGAGAGGCACUGGCUGAUAAGAGCGUUCCUGUCCUGUGCAUGCUGAACACUGAAACCUGUGAAGUCGCAGUGCUGGAGGGCAUCCCAGGGCACAUCUCCCCUGGGCAGGCCUUGUGGUCCCCAGAUGACAUGGGUAUAGUGUUUGUUGGCUGGUGGCAUGAGCCGUUCAGACUGGGAUUGCAUGCUUGCUCCAAUAGAAGGUCAGCCCUAUUUCUCUUGGACCUCUCCAAAGGUAGCUGUGAGCUGUUGUCAUCUGAUAACCAGGCUGUUUCCGCUCCCCGGCUCAGUCCUGACAGAACUCGCCUAGUAUAUUUGGAAGGGCCAGUAUUUGGGCCUCAUCGCCAGUGCCUGAAGCUACAGAUGCUGAACUGGCAAACAAAGCUUACAUCUACUGUGGUGGACACAGUGAGAACUGCCACAGCUGGUUUUUUUGGGAUCUACCAGGGAUCACUGCCCCUGCUUUGCUGGGCCAAGGACAGCAAAAGAGUCCUGAUUAGCACUCCUCAGAGGAGUAGGAAGGAGCUGCUGGUUGUGGAUACCACACUGGGGUGUGUGAAGACAAUUACAGCAGUGAACUACAGAGGCUCCCUGGGCUUCGGUCAGGCCAGCAUCGACUCACUCAUUUCCCAUGUGGGUGUGCAAGAUGUGGAGGACACUCAGCGGGCAGUGGAAUUGGCCUUGCAGAUGGAGCCUGUGGAUCCAAACAGAAUCGGUUUAUGGGGUGGCUCUCAUGGUGGCUUUAUCUGUUGCCAUUUGAUUGGCCAGUACCCAGAGAGGUACAAAGCCUGUGCAGUCAGAAGCCCUGUGAUCAACAUGGCCACUCUGCUUGGGACCUCUGACAUCCCUGACUGGCGGUACACAGCUCUUGGCCUGCCCUACUGCUUUGAGCGGAUUCCUACUGAAGAAGAUCUGGCUGCCAUGCUGCUCAGCUCCCCCAUAACUCAUGCUGCAAAGGUGCGAGCCCCAUUGCUGCUGUGUGUGGGUGCCAGGGACCGACGAGUGUCUCCAUACCAAGCUGUGGAAUACUAUCGCGUGCUGCGCGCCAGAGGCAUCCCUGUGCGCUUGCUGAGUUAUCCGGAGGAGGGUCAUGCCAUCAGUGGCGUGGAGGCCAAAGCAGAUGUCUUUAUGAACUGUGCACAAUGGAUCAUGCACUAUCUUUCUAUGGAAGCAAGCGCUGAAAGUCAGCAGCCAACUAAAAAUGCAGACGUCUAAAUCAUUGACAAGCAAAUGGUCUGUGGAAAGAUCAUGCUGCAUGAAGAUCACAGGAGAGAUCCAGCCGUCGUAAUAUCCUGAGAGAAGUUUCCUUCCCCCGUCCUCACUUCUAGGCGUACAGGCAGGUUCUUGGGGCUUAGAUGAUCCUUCCCAGGAGUGUCACUGGACUAUAUUCCUGAGUCCCUGAAGAAGCAAUCCUGUGGCCCCUAGACAUUGACUGAGGGGUCCUAGGAUGCUAAGGAUUUCCCCCUCUGAGGGUAGAGACAGGGUCCCCUUGCGGCUGGUGGAAAAGGAGCUGUGCUGGCAGCCAUCCCAAGUCUGGAGAAGCAAUCUUUGAGAAGCCAAAGGGGACUCUUGUGAUCAGGGAGGGGAGGAGCCUGGACACAGCAGGUUACGGGCUAUCCUGAGCUAUUUCAGACUCCUUCCUUCCCUUUCCAAAGCAAAAAACCUCAUCUGUCAAAAAAUUCAGGGUGGUAGGAUGGGGAAGCGAAGAUUGUUUCUGCCUGCGCUUCCAUUCUGCAUGGAUGACUGAAAGCCUCCAAGUUUAGGAGCUUGGGAUCUCUGAAGAUGCAGCUGAUCAGACCACACCCUAAGAGUGCAGAUAUUUCAAAAAACAAAUGGCGUGGGAUGCUCAUCAUCAUCAUAUAUACUAAUAACAAGCUCAUUUUCCUGGUCUGGAGCCUUAUGUAACCUGAAUGACACAAAAGAGGUGGAAGGCAGGCUUUCGGGGAAUUUCCUGAUUUGCAAAAGUAGAG
This is a messenger RNA of Varanus komodoensis (Komodo dragon), 2663 nucleotides long. RefSeq names its product acylamino-acid-releasing enzyme-like. Gene Ontology annotation, molecular function: serine-type endopeptidase activity. The transcript is spliced from 18 exons. Lineage: Eukaryota; Metazoa; Chordata; Lepidosauria; Squamata; Varanidae. Gene Ontology annotation, biological process: proteolysis. Bases 73 to 1908 code for a protein of 611 amino acids. The record is from RefSeq and is a predicted model, not a curated record.